This is a messenger RNA of Acytostelium subglobosum LB1, 1269 nucleotides long. RefSeq lists its product as hypothetical. NCBI's taxonomy places the organism in Eukaryota, Evosea, Eumycetozoa, Acytosteliales, Acytosteliaceae. The transcript has 4 exons. The record is from RefSeq and is a predicted model, not a curated record. The coding region runs from base 1 to 1269 and encodes 422 amino acids.
AUGUAUAGUUAUCAAUAUGGACUAUGUCCCGAACCAUUGAUAUUUGUCACCGAUCAGAUGUCCAAGUCAACAUAUUACUACAUGGUUGUCACUAAAUGUGCCCUGCCAUGUCCACACAGUUUCUGGCCAGAUAAGAAGAUGAAUGAUCUCUAUAUCAUGCAGACGGUAUUCAAUUCAUUCAGCCUUGUCUCGGCCAUACUCCUGAUCAUACUCUUUGGACUCCUUCCCAAGGAGAUCACAGCCAAGAUGGAGAUCAUAUUCUCCUUUGCCAUCUGCUCAAUCUUCCUCUCACUCUCAUACUUUAUGGCCAACUCCCAAGAUAAAUACUGUGGCGAGAACCAAGGUUGGAUGGUGGAGAAGGAUGCAUUGUGUGGAGUGAAUGGUGCAUUCUUCCAGUUUGGAACAUUGGGUAUCAUAUUCUGGUGGACAUAUAUGUGUUAUGAUUUCUACAUGUCAAUCAGGAAUGUAAAGAAACCAUGGCCAUUCGUGUAUCAUCGUGUCCUAAUAUGGUUCGCGGCCAUCUUCUUUUGCGUACUCCCCUUGGCUGCCAACCAGAUUAUAGCAUCACCCAAAUCGACUGGAUGUUGGAUGCAUAAGAGUUCAACAUGGCAACUUGCUUGUUUCCAUAUUCCAUCAUGGAUAUGCUUAAUAUUCAUUAUAUACUCAACUAUAUACUCUAUUUAUAAGGUCUAUACUAUAUACAAGAUCACAGAGUCAACAAAGGUGUUGUACUACAAUGUGAAACAGGUACUCAUUAUGUGUAUAGUGCUAUUCAACUUUGUAUUUGUAGUCCUGUACACAUUCGUAUCAAUUGGAAAGAACAACAUAUAUAACAAGACACUGCAUGGUUGGGUACACUGUCUGGCGAUCGAUGGUGAGGACAGUUGCGAGCUGGACAUGCCGGACUUUAUCAUUCGAUUCCUCGUCGCCAUUGCAAUCACCGACAAUGGAUUAUUGGGCUUCCUUGCCUAUGGCCUCGAGGCUAACAACCUCAAGGUGAUCAGGCGAUCGACUGUCUACAUCUUCUUGGCGACGGCCAUUCGAAACUCACCUCUGACUAUAUCAAGCAGUAGCAGUAGUACAACAGACUCGAACAAACAGAUGCUCAACAACAACAAUAGUGAUGGCAUAGUUGACAACAAGUUUGGUGUACACACACCAAGCAACAGCGCGGGCAGUCUCGAGAUUGCUCUUGAGGAUCAAUCUACACAAGGCAACAGCGAAACAACAGAGUCCAACACCAACAGCCAUGCUCAACCACACAGUUAA